CCGAUACAAACACUAUAAAUACCCUGCCAUUUAUUUUUUGGUAGUUACGUAUACGUGUAAGCAUGAAGAUCUUCCUGUUCACAACUUUAGUUUCCCUUUUCGUGGGACUCUGGGCUUUCCCUGGACAGAUUGAUAUCGCUGAAGAUGAACCGAGGAUUGUCGGUGGGGAGAUGGUUAAAAUAGAACAAUAUCCGUAUAUUGCACAAUUAUACCUUAAUGAUGAAUAUUGGUGUGGGGCUUCCAUUAUUUCACCAAGAUGGGUUCUCACCGUAGGACAUUGUACUUAUAUGAUUGAUGUAAACAACCUUACAUUACGUGUGGGUGCUACCGAGUUUAAUGAAACAGCAUAUAAUCGAAUUAUUAUAUCAAAUACAUACCUUCAUCCCUCGUACGACGACGCAACGAUGGACUACGAUAUAAGCAUUCUCCGUCUUCAGAAAGACCUUGUUUUUGGAAAUAAGGUUGGUUCAAUUGCUUUACCACGACCUAACGUUGUUUUACCUGCGGGAACUGUGGCUACCAUUGCCGGUUGGGGUAAUUUACUUUAUGAAGGUGGCGCUCCAAUAGAUUUGCAUUCCGUAAAUGUGCCAAUUAUUUCCAAUGCAGAUUGUGCUCGUAGUUAUGCUAACAGCGCAGUCUUUAUUACUGAUAGAUUCUUGUGUGCUGGUGAAAAACAAGGAGGAAAAGACGCAUGUGAUGGUGAUCAUGGAGGGCCAUUGGUGGUGAAUAAGACACUUUAUGGUUUGAUUUCUACCGGUAUACGAUGCGCCGAUCCGAAUUAUCCUGGAGUUUACACCAGCGUUUCAAGUGUACGCUCCUUCAUAACAUCAGUGACAAAGCUAUGAUUGGGGGGUUGGGCAAUAAAAUGAAAAAUAAAAAACUACUAGCAUUAC
This is a messenger RNA of Agrilus planipennis (emerald ash borer), 893 nucleotides long. Its product is annotated as trypsin-2-like. Gene Ontology annotation, biological process: proteolysis. NCBI's taxonomy places the organism in Eukaryota, Metazoa, Arthropoda, Insecta, Coleoptera, Buprestidae. The coding region runs from base 63 to 845 and encodes 260 amino acids. The transcript is spliced from 4 exons. Gene Ontology annotation, molecular function: serine-type endopeptidase activity. The record is from RefSeq and is a predicted model, not a curated record.